AGCCAAAUCAAUUACUGCUGCUGUUCAGACGCUGGUAAAAGCCGCGUCGUCGGCUCAGCGCGAGCUCAUCGCCCAAGGUCGCCUCGAAUCACACCCACAACAGCACAGUGAAGACUAUCAGUGGUCUGAGGGCUUAAUCAGCGCCGCUCGUUUCGUUGUUGCCGCUGUCCAUCAGCUUUGUGAAGCACAAAUGGCUCUCGUCAACGUCAACGAGCGAAGAAAAGCUCAAUUUCAGGCUGCCGAAGCAGCUUCAACUGCUCAGCUACUCGUAGCCUGUAAUGUAAAGGCCGAUAUGGACAGUCAAGCGAGGCGACGACUUCAAGCUGCAGGACAUGCUGUCAAGACGGCUACUGAGCGACUUGUCACUUCGGCUCGACAAAACGUAGUUGAGGAUGAACGUAACAUUGUCAUUUCUGACCGACUGGUCACUGGCAUUGCGCAGGUAUGGAACGCCCAAGAACAAGUGCUUCGCAAGGAGAAAGAACUCGUUCACGCAAGGGAACGUCUUGCGAAUAUCAACAAAGCGCGAUACGAGCGCGGAGCAUCGCCCGAGCAGUAA
Messenger RNA from Cooperia oncophora, 559 nucleotides. The record is from the annotation of a GenBank genome assembly. NCBI's taxonomy places the organism in Eukaryota, Metazoa, Nematoda, Chromadorea, Rhabditida, Trichostrongylidae.